This is a messenger RNA of Mercenaria mercenaria, 995 nucleotides long. RefSeq names its product heavy metal-binding protein HIP-like. The coding region runs from base 74 to 919 and encodes 281 amino acids. NCBI's taxonomy places the organism in Eukaryota, Metazoa, Mollusca, Bivalvia, Venerida, Veneridae. The record is from RefSeq and is a predicted model, not a curated record. The transcript has 2 exons. Gene Ontology annotation, molecular function: protein binding.
CAAAGUCGUAUCUAUAUAAAGAGUAGGUCGAUUGUAAUAAAAUUACUGUUCAAAUUCGCAGUUUUGGUGGAGAAUGGAUUUCAAAAGACUCAUUUUAUUUUCCGCACUUCUGGUUGCUUCCUUGGCUUUAGAAAAUGAAUUUACAGAGAAAACGACGUAUCAAGACAAAGGAGAUGAUGGGAACAUUCACGAAAUAGCUAAAACACCCGAUACCGACAAGAAGAUGGAGGAUAUUUUAGUUCGUAUGGAACAACUCGAAGCCCGAGAGAAAGUACGAGAGAAGACGUAUAUGAAAGAGAUACAACACUUACGGCGUCAACUAUUCAUCCAAACCCGACGAACUUCAUCUCUAGAAAGACUUGUGAAAAGUAUGUACAAGAAGGAUUCAAGCCAUGUAAUCCAAGAACCUGAAGGCAAUGAACAACGAAUCAAGUCACCGGGGGUUCAGUCAAUUAACGUACAAGAAAGCCAAAGGAUUCGCCGAGCUGAAAACGAACAUCCAGUCGCCUUCUUCGCUUCACUUAAUCAGCAUCUCACUAACGUUGGAGCUCAUCAGCCAAUUACCUUUAAUAACGUCGUAACAAACAUCGGCAAUGCUUACAACAGUCAUUUUGGUUCCUUCAUUGCUCCAGUUCCUGGUACGUACGUCUUCUCAGCAACUCUCCUGUCACAUUACCAUUCAAAGUACCAUGCACAAUUUGUCAAAAAUGGACAAGGAAUAACAUAUAUGAUAAUGAGCGGUUCAGAAUCAGAUUAUGGAACAAUGAGCCAAACAGUUGUACUGCAGCUUCAGAAAGGUGACGAUGUCUGCGUCCAAAACCUCCGCUCAGAGGGGCCAAUAUACGGGGACAACUAUACUACAUUCUCUGGAUUUCUGCAACAGGAAGAUUUCUCAAGUGUAGAAAUUGUCGGAAAAUAACGCGAUUUUAUCAACCGUAUUGCUAUUUUCAAUAUAAAAAUGUAAAAAAGAAACAAAUAUACCCUUUUAAACACUU